Molecule: messenger RNA, 697 nt
Organism: Tuber aestivum (summer truffle)
Lineage: Eukaryota; Fungi; Ascomycota; Pezizomycetes; Pezizales; Tuberaceae
Source: the annotation of a GenBank genome assembly
CCCAGGCUAGACGUUUCCAUCCGCCUCCGCCGUUCAAUCCUUCACAACGACCUCCUACAAUUAACCCGACUCCUGAAAAACCAUCCAAAAUACCUCCCGAAUCCGGAUGCCUUGGCAAACUCCUCUCUACACCUAGCAGCACAAUCCGGCCACUUGCCCAUCGUCGAUUACCUCAUAACCUGCACGUCCCAUGAAGACAGCGGGAUAUCGCGGAACGCGAAUGGGGAUACCCCGCUGAUGCUGGCGGCGGAGGGCGGGCACGAGGAAGUUGUUAGCAUGCUCGCAGAGAGGUUUGGUAGACUGGAUUAUAGAAAUAAAGCUGGCGCUACGGCUUUGAUACUCGCCGCCAGGGCCGGGAGGGACGGAGUUGUUGGGAUUUUGCUUGACGGAGGCUCGGAUGUUGAUGCUGUUGAUGGGUUGGGGAAUACAGCUUUGCACGUAGGUUCCCCCAUACCCGGGAGUAGGGGAGGGGCAGGCUUCAAAGAAGCGAGCUAAUUUGGAGCAGUACGCUUCGGCAUAUGGCCAUUUUAAUGUCGUCUGGACGCUAUUUGAGCGUGGGGCCACCUUUGACAAACCGAACCGGCAGGGGUUUACACCAGAAGUGUACUCAUACACGAAAAAGGUGGAGCAGUAUUUCAAGCAGCUAGUGCAGGAGCGGGAGAAGCGGUGGAUGCAAGAGUCACGAUCAAGAGCCGAG